UCAGUAUGUUUCUGGCUCCUCCUCUUCCACGGGUAACAGGUGAAAGUGAAACUAUUACAGCAGGAGCCAUUUUACAGCAAGAAAAAUGAAAAUAACACCAGGAGAGAAAAUAUAAUUACAGAUUAAGUAGAAGAUUAACUCACGAGACAAUGAGUCUCACCAGAGAGACAAAAAGUUUGACUCAUGGAGAAUCUCCUGAACCCAGCUGUGUGUCCAUGAAGAGUGAUGGAUCAAUGGGUGAACCAGUUAACUUCAGUUCAGGAAGCUGUGAUGGUGCAGAUGUGAGUUUGACUCAUGGAGAAUCUCCUGAACCCAGCUGUGUGUCCAUGAAAAGUGAUGGAUCAAUGGGUAAAACACCUAACUUCAGUUCAGGAAGCUGUGAUGGUGCAGAUGUGAGUUACACAACAGAGGGAUCCAAAAUGUUCAAAGUCAAGCCCAUGGACUCUGUUUUCCAGGAGCUUGAGCACAAACUCGUCUCUCUGAUGAAGAAAGAGCUGAAGAUCUUCAAGAGUCUACUGAGUCCAGAUUACCCAUCAUGCUCUGAGAGAGAAGAGGAGGAUGAUGAAGAUCAGAUCAGAGUCAGAGAGAUGUUUCUGAAGAUCACACUGAACGUCCUGAAGAAGAUGAAGCAGACAGAUCUCGCUAACAAACUACAGACCAAAUGUGCCCCUGUAUACAUGAAGAAACACAAAUCCAGACUAAAAGAGAAAUUCCAGAGAAUGAAUGAAGGAAUCUCAGCUCAAGGAAGCUCAACACUUGUGAAUGAGAUCUACACAGAUCUGUACAUCACAGAGGGAGGGAGUGAGGACAUCAAUAAUGAACAUGAGGUGAGACAGAUUGAGACAGCAUCCAGAAGAUCAGAGACACAAGAAACACAAAUCAAAUGUAAUGACAUCUUUAAAGUCUCACCUGAACAAAACAAACCCAUCAGAAGUGUGCUGACUAAAGGAGUCGCUGGAAUUGGAAAAACAGUCUCUGUGCAGAAGUUCAUUUUGGACUGGACUGAAGGAAAAACAAAUCAAGAUCUUCACUUCAUAUUUCCACUUCCUUUCAGAGAACUGAAUCUGAUCAAACAGAAAAAUAUCAGUCUGAUCGAUCUUCUUCAUCAGUUCUUCACAGAUUCAAAAGAACUGAGAUCAACAGACUUUGAUGAUUAUAAAGUUGUGUUUAUCUUUGAUGGUCUGGAUGAGUGUCGUCUUCCUCUAGAUUUCUCAAAGAAUCCGAGUUUGUUUGAUGUCAGAGAAUCAGCGUCAGUGGAUGUGCUGCUGACAAACCUCAUCAAGGGGAAUCUGCUUCCUUCUGCUCUGAUCUGGAUCACCUCUCGACCAGCAGCAGCCAAUCAGAUUCCUCCUGAGUGUGUUGAUCUGAUCACAGAUGUACGAGGAUUCAAUGACCCUCAGAAGGACGAGUAUUUCAGGAAGAGAAUCAAUGAUGAGAGUCUGGCCAACAGAAUCAUCACACACAUGAAAUCAUCCAGAAGUCUGUACAUCAUGUGUCACAUCCCAGUCUUCUGCUGGAUUUCAGCCACUGUUCUCCAGAGAAUGUUGAGUGAAGCAGAGAGUCAAGCACAGAUCCCCAAGACUCUCACUCAAAUGUUCACACACUUCCUGAUGUUUCAGACCAAACUGAAGAGUCAGAAGUAUGAUGGGAAAUGUGAGGUAGAUCUUCAGCAGGCUAGAAAGAGUCUUGAGUCACUGGGAAAACUGGCUUUUCAACAGCUGGAGAAAGGGAACCUGAUCUUCUAUGAGGAGGAUCUGAGAGAGUGUGACAUUGAUGUCAGAGAAGCGUCAGUGUACUCAGGAGUUUGUACUCAGAUCUUUAGAGAGGAGUUUGGACUGAACCUGGGGAAGGUGUUCAGCUUUGUGCAUCUGAGCGUUCAGGAGUAUCUCGCUGCUUUAUUUGUGUUUCUGUCAUUUCUUCAGCAAACAUCAGGACUCUUCAGCAGAUUGAGAUCAAAUAUGAGUGAUUUACUGAAGAGUGAAGUGGACAAGGCCUUACAGAGUGAGAACGGACACCUGGAUCUUUAUCUCAGAUUUCUUCUGGGUCUUUCCCUGGAGUCCAGUCAGACAAUCUUACGAGAUCUGAUGACACAGACAGGAAGAAGCUCUGACAGUAAACAGGAAAUAGUCGAGUACAUUAAGAUGAAGAUCAGAGAGAAUCUCUCUCCAGAGAAAUCCAUCAAUCUGUUUCACUGUCUGAAUGAACUCAAUGAUCAUUCUCUAGUGCAGGAAGUACAAACAUAUGUGAACAGAGGAGAUAAGUCUAGUCUUACUGGAGUCCGUCUCUCUUCUGCUCAGUGGUCGGCUCUGGUGUUUGUGUUACUGAACUCAGAAGAGAAGCUGGAUGAGUUUAAUCUGAGGAAAUAUGAUCCAUCAGAUGAAUGUCUUCUGAGGCUUCUGCCAGUGAUCAAAGCAUCCAGAACAGCUGAUCUGAGUCGCUGUAAUCUGACUGAGAAAAGUUGUUCAUCACUGGCGUCAGUUCUCAGAUCAAACUCCUCAAAUCUGACAGAACUGAACCUGAGUGUCAAUAAUCUGAAGGAUUCAGGAGUGAAGCUGCUCUCUGAUGGACUGAAGAAUACAAACUGUAAACUGAAGACAUUAAAUGUCUGUUAUCUGACUGAGAAAAGUUGUUCAUCACUGGCGUCAGUUCUCAGAUCAAACUCCUCAAGUCUGACAGAACUGAACCUGAGUGAAAAUAAUCUGAAGGAUUCAGGAGUGAAGCUGCUCUCUGAUGGACUGAAGAAUACAAACUGUAAACUGAAGACAUUAAAUCUGAGUUACUGUAAUCUGACAGAGGAAAGUUGUUCAUCACUGGCGUCAGUUCUCAGAUCAAACUCCUCAAGUCUGACAGAACUGAACCUGAGUCACAAUAAACUGAAGGAUUCAGGAGUGAAGCUGCUCUCUGAUGGACUGAAGAAUAAAAACUGUAAACUGAAGACACUUAAUCUGAGUGACUGUAAUCUCACAGAGGAAAGUUGUUCAUCACUGGCGUCAGUUCUCAGAUCAAACUCCUCAAGUCUGACAGAACUGAACCUGAGUCACAAUAAUCUGAAGGAUUCAGGAGUGAAGCUGCUCUCUGAUGGACUGAAGAAUACAAACUGUAAACUGAAGACACUAAAUCUGGCGUUCUGCAGUAUUGGAUCUGAAGGUUGUGUUGCUCUGACUUCAGCUCUGAGAUCAAACCCCUCACAUCUGACACAACUGGAUCUGAGAUAUAAUAAUCCAGAAGAUUCAGGAGUGAAGCUGAUCUCUGAUCUACUGAAGGAUCCACACUGUCAACUACAGACACUAGUUCUGAGUGGCUGUAAUCUGACAGAGAAAAGUUGUUCAUCACUGGCGUCAGUUCUCAGAUCAAACUCCUCAAGUCUGACAGAACUGAACCUGAGUGACAAUAAACUGAAGGAUUCAGGAGUGAAGCUGCUCUCUGAUGGACUGAAGAAUACAAACUGUAAACUGAAGACAUUACAUCUGAGUCGCUGUUAUCUAACAGAGGAAAGUUGUUCAUCACUGGCGUCAGUUCUCAGAUCAAACUCCUCAAGUCUGACAGAACUGAACCUGAGUAUCAAUAAACUGAAGAAUUCAGGAGUGAAGCUGCUCUCUGAUGGACUGAAGAAUACAAACUGUAAACUGAAGACACUAAAUCUGUCUGGUUGCAGUAUUGGAUCUGAAGGUUGUGUUGCUCUGACUUCAGCUCUGAGAUCAAACCCCUCACAUCUAACACAACUGGAUCUGAUCUAUAAUAAUCCAGAAGAUUCAGGAGUGAAGCUGCUCUCUGAUCUACUGAAUGAUCCACUGUCAACUACAGACACUGGACUACAGAAAUUAAAGUGUUAGUCUUAUUUACUGCUAGAUAUGAUACUUAACUUUCCUGUGGCUCAGUGGUUCGAUCAUGGUGCUAACAACGCCAAGGUCAUGGGUUCGAUAACAGGGAUUGCACAUAGUCAGAAACAAAUGUAAAGUAUAUUACAAUGUAAAUAGCUUUGGAUAAAAGUGUCUGCCAAAUGCAUAAAUGCAAAUAGCUGUUUGCGUAGUUGAAGCCUUCCGUGAAUUUGGUUUGAGACAUAACGUUAGGUUACACAUUAGAACCAUUCACAGUUUUCGCACAGCAUUAUAAUUAAGUGGAGACCUCCUGUGAUUACGUCAGUAUUACGUCAGUAUUUACGUCAGUAUUUCAGGUGACGCAAUUUUACUCAAAUUUACUGUCUUAAUUCCGGAUGUGAUGGCAAGGCUUUGCAUAUAGUUUGUAUAGCCUAUAGUUGUAAUGCGUUUAAUGAUAUAUGACAGUACCUGUCAGCUUUUGAGACCAGUGAUCCCGAACCGAACAAAAGAUCACUGCAAACUCUUGUUUUAAUUUUACGAGAGUUUCCAUGACAAAUAAACAAACAGGAGACUCCCGGUAACUUUUAUAUCCCCCAGAACCAAAAUAAUACCAAAACUCUUCAAAAUUUCCAUAAUUCGCAAACGGUGUGUAAAACCUUAAAAAAUGACAUAUGCCUAAUGGGUGAGUCCGCCCCUGGCUACGCCAUUAUUGUUGUUUCGAUCGUCCGCCCUCUAGCGCGUUUUUUACAAACUGAAGCUUUAAUUGUCUGUUGACUUCAUUAUCAGCCAGUUGGUCUGCACAUUGCCGCGGCAUAGAAUUAAACACGCUUAUUGUGCCGUGCUGCUUCCAGUAGUAAAAAAUGCCAAUUUGCACACCUAAAACAGGGCAUCUGUGGAUGAGAGUACAAAGCAAGGACUGAUGGGGCACUUCACAAACGAUAAGUGAAAUGAAAAUGUUAGAAUAACAUGGCCAUAGAUUUGGACACAACAGUGAUUGAUUUCCUUCAACAACAGCUUGUUCCGAUCGUACACAUUGUCAUUGGAUCAUUUCAACGUCAUUGCACAUGCGCAGUACUUUGUGGUUCAGUUUGCAAUAGUCUAGUCCCCUCAAAUGGAUUAAAAAAGGUAUAACCCAGUGGUGUAGUUUAGUUUUUUGUAGCGAGUAUACUCUGAUUCCCUCCAGCCUACUCAUCCGUCCCAGGUCGACAACCCAUGAGUUAACUGCUGGUCAGAGAGGGAUGCAAAAAAAAUAAAGCAUGUACUGAGAAUGAGGUAUGAGAAUAUUGUGUAAUAAUAGCUAAGUACACACCAUAUAUGUUAGCUAGCUAAUCCAUUGAAAUGUAUUUAGCUAUAACUAUCAGUGUAACAAGUUACCAAAGCAGCCAUCUGUUUUGCUAGUUCAUUUUUCAAUAGUGUCUGUAAUUAUCAAUGACAAAAGUAUUCACAUUGAUGUUUUUUUUCUUCCUAAAAUAAUCUGAUUUUUGAACGAAUUGAAUGAAUGAAUAAUUUAAGUGUCUCACUCAUUAAAACAGUGAAUCGCUGCCGCCUACUGGCGCUUUCAAAACUUAAUUUCUUUCUUUUUAUAAUCUCUUCUGUGUUAGAAUUUAUGUCAGUUUAACAUACUGUAACACGAUUCAGACAUGGAAGGGAGGAGGCGGGAACCGGCAAACAUUUAACAAAGUUUUAAAAUAAAUAAUAACAGCCGGCGGCCCCUCACGGACGACCGUCGGCGAACAAAACAUAAAUACAAAACACAAGACCAUAACUACAAACGUAAAACAUGUUCGGGCCCGGUCCUCUCUCUCUACGACGGUCCGGUCGCUCGCUCUCUUUUAUGCUCCCAAUCUCCAUGUGAUUCGAGCCUGGUGUGCGCACAGCUGGCGCUCAUUCACAAUUACUCACCGGUCUCGAACCACGGUCUCGCCCCGCCUACUCCACUACACAUACAUUCUAAAUCAUUACAUCUUACAGACAUCUUCUAACAGGAAACGUCCUAUAGACGUAUUGCAGAUGAGCAAACACUCUAAAAAAUAUGUCUUCCAGAUGUAAACACACACAUCAAAUAGACGUCUCCGUGAUGUCCGUGUGCUAUCUGGGACGUUCAAUGUUCAAACCAAAUCUACGCCAAUGGUAUAAUCUAUCACUCCCUUUCUCCCUCAUGUAUUGAUUCACCACACAAACUAACAUUUGUGAAGUUGGCUGGUAAGAUACAAUUAAACAUGCCAAAAAAACAUUUCAGUUAUGUUAUUGAUAACAAAUAUGCUUUUUUUAUGCAAACACUUUGAUCUAAAGCAACAUUUAUCAGUAUGGUUCAAGUAUCUUGUGGUUCAAUACAUGCUCUAUAUACAAGCUUGUACUGGCAAUGAAUGUCUUGUUACACAAAGUAACACAGAUUUCCUGAGAUAUGUUUUAUUGUCAACACACUUGCUCACCACAGAUGCUCUUGCACCAAGGGGUUCGAGCGUGAAGCCCUGUUAAAAGUCUUUUACAUCUAUGAAUUACAUUUGACAGUCAUGUUAAAUAUGCUAAAAGGCCUUCUCAAGUAGUAAUCAAAACAUGUUAAACUUUUUUAUCUGUAACAGGGGCCAUUUCUGAAAUGGAUGUGACCAACUGAACCUGAAAAGCCGAUUCCCCUUGACAAAUUGUCCAAAUUACUAUUUGAUAUUAAGGAACAUUAUAUGUAUUUACUAUAUGUGCAUAUGUGUGUAUGUACAUUAUGGGUUGUCUGUAUGAACCAUUAAUAACCAUCCCUGUAAUUUUUCUGGGUGUGGAGGAGUAUCAUCCAUUAUGGAUGUGUUAGUCGAAAUGCUUUAAACUGCUCGAACCCCGGUUACUGCUGCUUGCAGCUAUAUUUUAUCAACAGUCUUAUUAUCAAGCUCUGUCAGUGUGGCUUCUAAUGGACCGCAGAUUGUGACUAAAAACCUUGAAUUUUUAACUAUGUUAAAGAUUUUGAUAUCCUUUAGGUGCUUGAGAAGUCUCUGGUUGGAUUAGUCCACUCUUAUGAGCAGAUAUGAACAUAUACAUUCAGAGGUUUAAAAUGUCUCUUUUAGGUUCUGAAAUAACAGAACACAUAUUGGCAUGUCCCAUUUAAAACAGCAUCUUCUCUGUGCUCUCAGUGCAUUAUUGAGCAAUCAGGUGCAUGUUCAGUGUUUAACUCGUGCUACACAGUAGCUGGAGGUGAAUUGUCGGGGGCCAAUUCCUCUAGAAAGCAAACAGAACAAGAAGAACAAAAUAAAUGAAGCAUUCAAAUAUAA
Triplophysa dalaica is the source of this 7072-nucleotide messenger RNA. RefSeq names its product NACHT, LRR and PYD domains-containing protein 12-like. NCBI's taxonomy places the organism in Eukaryota, Metazoa, Chordata, Actinopteri, Cypriniformes, Nemacheilidae. The transcript is spliced from 15 exons. The coding region runs from base 150 to 3833 and encodes 1227 amino acids. The record is from RefSeq and is a predicted model, not a curated record. Gene Ontology annotation, molecular function: protein binding.